Messenger RNA from Symbiodinium necroappetens, 2547 nucleotides. NCBI's taxonomy places the organism in Eukaryota, Dinophyceae, Suessiales, Symbiodiniaceae. The record is from the annotation of a GenBank genome assembly.
AUGGCAGAGCGGGCGUCGAAAAGAGCCCUGGCGCUCGAGGAGGCCCUGGCGGCCCAGCGCCGUGCGGAGCAGCUGGUGGCGGAGAUGCGGAACCAGCUGAGCCAGUGGCUCUCCGCCAACAGGCAGACGAUGGAGGUGGCCCUCCGAGGCUUCAGCAAGCUGGCUUCGAUCACCGGCCACAAGGUACCGCAAACCGAGCUGAAGUUCAUGCAGGCUUUCGCUACGGCAGAGCCGACGCCUAUGGAGGUACUCAAGGCCAUGAAGGAAGCAUCGCCCAAGUUCGAGGUUUGGGUCAGCGAGGCCUUGGCCAAGUAUGCCGCGAGCUUCCCCAAGGAUGGCACACCAGCCCCGGCCGUGGAGGUGCCGACGAAGGAGCCGGAAGCUCCGGAAGCUCCGCAAGGCAAGGAGGUGGUCUACAAAGGAGAUCCCAAGGAGGUGCAGGAGCUGAAGCGCAUCACGCAGAGGCAGCAGGAGGAGAUCUCCAAGCUGCUUCUCACCAUCGACGAGCUGCGAAAGCGCAUGGAGAACAUCAAGGUCGUGUCGUUAGAUGCCGGCCCUGGUGUUGCCGGCACGGUCGACAACAUUAUGGAGAAAGUUGGCCUGAAGGACAUCAUGGAAGCCGGCUUGGCACGGAAUCCGCCGGUACUGAAAGGUGUUUUUGAGCGCCUUUACUCUGAUGCCACGCAGCGCAUCCAAAGGUACGGCCUGAUCCGGCAGCAGAUGCUUCUGGCGAACAAGGCUUACGCAGCAGUGGUGGAGGCCGUCGCUUCCGAGGAGGAGCAGCAGUGGCCUGACUUCGAGCGGCUAAACGACACCACAGAUGCCACGAUCAGGGGCAUGUGGUACCACACAGAGUACCUCUUCCGAAGCGCUUGUGAGUACGCCAUGACGCAGGGUGUGGAGGCCACGCUGGUGAAAUCGCAGCAGAACUUGGUUUCGGAGUUUGAGGAGAAGUUUCAAGUGACGGCCACUGUGGGUCUCUGCGCCGGCGCCGCACCGCUGGCUGCGGCCUGGCUGCGCUGUGACCUCUCAAGGGCAAAGGCAGCGAGUCGCCGGUCACGCCUGCAGAAGGUGGCAAAGCUUGCUGCCGAGAAGGCUCCGAACGUCGCUCGACUCAGGUUGGAUGGGCUGGAAGGCUUCCGCCACGACUUCUUCGAAGCCUUCUCGGAAGAGGACUUUCUGUGGAACGCUCUCAAAGAUCCAGCGCGGACAGAGAGAGCGGUCACACGGUCCUUCAAGCUGGUCGUCAAGUGGCUGCCGGAAGAGGCCCUCCACGAAGUGCAAAGGCUCCUUGUCGACUCGUCUUCGGCGCCGGCACUGCUGCUUUCGGGUUUGCCGUUAGACUCAGAGAUCCCUCCCACGCCAAUGCUACCUGGCGACUUUCGCCUACCUGUGGCCGAGGCCUGGCUGCUGGGCUUGGCUCGUUGCCUCGGCUUGCCAUACGGCCUUUUGGGGUUCUACACCGAGAAUGCGCGCGGAGGGCUGAUCCGGGACCUUGCGCCGAAGCCAGGUUUGGGUGGCAUCAACCAGCCGCACAUCCAGCUGGGCUUCCACCGAGACGUUCCCAAGUGCGUGUCCGGUGCCCAGAGCGAGCCUGACGGCUUUAUUCUUCUGGCAGCUCGUGGCGAUCCACAGCACGGGGCGAAGACGCAGAUUUGCUCCCACCGACGCCUGGCCGCGUGCUUGACAUCUGAUGAGCUGCAGGCUCUUCGCCGCAGACCUGUGCGAGUUGAGUGCGUCAGGCCGGACGGAGUUUCCCCAUAUGGCCAGCCGUUUUAUGCGGUCACAGGCUCCGAGAACGAGCCCGAGAUCACUCUCUUCUACAUUCCAGAUCACAAGGAGUUUUCAUAUCGGAUAGUCAGCGAGGACGCCGAGACCCAGGCUGCCUACAGCCGGGCACUGGCAGCGGCUGCAGAGACAUGUGACGAUGUAGACUUGCAGGCUGGGGACGCACUGCUUAUCGACAAUGCCCGCUGCAACCAUGCGCGGACGGCAUUCGAGCCGCAACAGGACGGAACGGACCGGUGGCUGCUGAAGACCUUCGUUUGCGCAGGUGGAUGGCAGCGGCCAAGACCAUCGGCUUCACUGACUUGGCCUGGCUUGCUAGUCCCGGAGAGCUUCAGCCCUGCGGCCCCACGCCGGGAGAAGCCGCCAGGGCCUCCAAGACGCCAGGAGCGAGGCAUCAAGGAGGAAGCUUCCAGGCGCUCAGAGCUUCCCAGCAAGCGACGACCCGAUGAGCCAACGCCCUUCAUGUCCUACAUGGCAGCAUUACGGGAGGUGCAGGGACAGCUGGCCAAGGAGGUGGUCCAAAGCCUCCCCGAGAAGCCGCGGCACGGGACCCGUGCUCUCGACGAGUUCCGGACACUCAAGGACGCCUGCGACAGGCCGCCGAUGGCUUUGCCUACUUCGACCACUUCGUCGCUGGCGACCAGCCGCAGCCUGCCGGCCUUGCCCAAGACGCGCGGCCUGCAAGGUGGCUUGCAGGAGCCAGAGGCAGUGCCGAGCCCACUCACGAAGGCGAAGAUGGCCGCGACUAUGAUGACUUGA